AUGUCCAUUGGAACACCACCAGUUGAGGUACUUGUAAUAGCCGAUACUGGUAGUGACCUGACAUGGGUUCAGUGUCUGCCUUGCGAUCCAUGUUACAAGCAAAAAUCUCCUAUUUUCGAUCCAUCACGAUCCUCGUCAUAUCGUCACAUGUUAUGUGGGAGUAGGUUUUGCAAUGCAUUAGAUGUUGCUGAGCAAGCUUGUGCCAUGGAUACAAAUACUUGUGAGUAUCGCUACUCAUAUGGAGACAAGUCCUACUCUAAUGGGAAUCUUGCUACUGAGAAGUUUACCAUUGGCUCCACUAGCAGCCGUCCAGUUCACCUAUCACCAGUUGUGUUUGGCUGCGGUACUGGAAAUGGUGGCACAUUCGAUGAGCUAGGUUCCGGCAUAGUUGGCCUUGGUGGUGGCACUCUUUCCCUGGUGUCUCAAUUGAGUUCAAAAAUUAAAGGUAGAUUCUCAUACUGUUUGGUGCCGCUAUCUGAACAAUCAAAUGUUACAAGCAAGAUCAAAUUCGGCACUGAUAGCAUCAUUUCUGGCGCCAAUGUAGUAUCCACUCCUUUGGUUUCUAAACAACCUGACACCUACUAUUACGUAACACUGGAGGCCAUUAGUGUCGGAAACACGAGGUUGCCUUAUACUAAUCGUUUGUUGAAUGGCAAAGUUGAAGAGGGUAACGUCAUCAUCGAUUCGGGUACCACAUUAACUUUUCUUGAUUCCGAAUUCUUCACCGAACUAGAAAGAGUGUUGGAGGAAACGGUGAAGGCAGAACGAGUUAGCGACCCUAGAGCACUUUUCAGCAUUUGUUUCAAAAGUGCAGGUGAUAUUGACCUUCCCAUCAUAACAGCUCAUUUCACUAAUGCGGAUGUGAAGUUGCAGCCAUUGAACACAUUUGUCAAAGCGGAUGAGAAUUUACUAUGCUUCACCAUGAUAUCAUCCAAUCAGAUAGGAAUAAUCGGGAACCUGGCUCAAAUGGAUUUUGCAGUAGGCUACGACCUAGAGAAGAGGACAGUGUCCUUCAAGUCCACUGAUUGCACCAAGCACCAGUAG
Dovyalis caffra is the source of this 1044-nucleotide messenger RNA. The record is from the annotation of a GenBank genome assembly. NCBI's taxonomy places the organism in Eukaryota, Viridiplantae, Streptophyta, Magnoliopsida, Malpighiales, Salicaceae.